Molecule: messenger RNA, 1036 nt
Organism: Centruroides sculpturatus (bark scorpion)
Lineage: Eukaryota; Metazoa; Arthropoda; Arachnida; Scorpiones; Buthidae
Product: eukaryotic translation initiation factor 2 subunit 3, Y-linked-like
Exons: 8
Coding region: 1-861 (286 amino acids)
Biological process (GO): positive regulation of translational fidelity; formation of translation preinitiation complex
Cellular component (GO): eukaryotic translation initiation factor 2 complex; cytosol
Molecular function (GO): GTP binding; tRNA binding; translation initiation factor activity
Source: RefSeq, a predicted model, not a curated record
AUGGUUGAUGCUUCAUUGCUAUGUGUAGGAACAAAAAUAGAUCCCACGUUAUCAAGAGCAGACAGAAUGGUUGGUCAAGUGUUGGGAGCAGUUGGAGCAUUACCAGAAAUAUUUACUGACUUAGAAAUUGCUUAUUUUCUUCUGAGAAGGCUUCUUGGAGUUCGUACUGAAGGAGAUAAAAAGGGAGCUAAGAUAGGAACUGUUGCUGAAGGAGCACCAGUAAUACCAAUAUCUGCUCAAUUAAAGUAUAAUAUUGAGGUUAUAUGUGAAUAUAUUGUUAAAAAGAUUCCUGUUCCAAUAAGAGAUUUUACAUCAGAACCAAGAUUAAUAGUAAUUCGUUCAUUUGAUGUGAAUAAACCUGGGUGUGAAGUUAAAGAUUUAAAAGGUGGUGUUGCAGGUGGAAGUAUUUUAAGAGGUGUCUUAAAGGUAGGACAAGAAAUUGAAGUAAGACCUGGAAUUGUAUCUAAAGAUCAAGAAGGAAAAUUAACUUGUAAACCUAUAUUUUCUUGCAUUGUUUCACUAUUUGCUGAACAAAAUGACUUACAAUAUGCAGUACCAGGAGGUCUAAUUGGUAAGAUAUUAUUAUUAUAUUUACUAAAAUCAUCACUAAAUACCUUUGGCUGCCAACCUCAGGUUCAGAAAUUAUCCAAAGGAGAAGUGCUGAUGGUUAACAUUGGUUCUUUAUCAACAGGGGGAAGAGUAGUGGCUGUAAGAGCUGAUUUGGCUAAAAUUACUUUAACAACUCCAGUUUGUACAGAAAUAGGUGAAAAAAUAGCCCUUAGUAGAAGAGUUGAAAAACAUUGGAGAUUGAUCGGAUGGGGUGAAAUUCGUCGUGGAGCAACUAUCAAACCGUCAACAUAGAAAAUAUUUUUCCAGAAAUUAAAUUAUCUCUGAAAGGUAUUAAGAAAAACAUUUGUAAACACAAAGAUUUUGAAUGAAAUAAAUUGGUGUGUCAUGUCCAUUCACAUUGUUACUUUUUUAAAAAAAGGAUGUUUAGAAUAAAGAAAAUGCUAAAAAAUAGUUUGUUUUGGAAUUU